AUGGAACCGAAUAUAGACGAAGCGCUCAGAGCAAAAACAAAUGCAGAAAAAAAAUUUGCCGAGAACGACUUUGUGGGUGCCAGGGAUUAUGCUGAAAAAGCUCAAAAACUGUGUCCUCAACUGGAGGGUAUACCUCAAAUGGUGGCUACAUACGGAGUUUACAUUGCUUCUGAGAAAAAAAUUAAUGGAGAAUUUGACUUCUAUUCGAUCCUUGGAUUAGAUCCAUCUGUUGACAAGUCAAAAUUAAAGAAACAGUACAAGAAGAUGGCAGUGUUGCUCCACCCUGAUAAGAACAAAACUGUUGGGGCUGAUGGGGCAUUCAGGCUUGUCUCUGAGGCAUGGACACUUCUAUCUGAUAGCGUCAAAAGGAGCUCUUACGAUUACCGGAGAAAUUUGUUUACUGGACAGAAUGUUGGGGCUGGUGUUUAUGACAGUUAUUCCAAGUUUUCAGCUUCUCAUAGGAGACUUGAUACAUUUUGGACAGUCUGUACAUCUUGUCACGUUCAAUAUGAAUAUCUCAGGAAGUACGCGAACAAACGACUCUCUUGUAAAAACUGCCGUGGUGUUUUUGUUGCUGUUGAAACUGGACUAGCCCCUGUAGAUGGUUCUUUCUCAUAUGGCUCUUGGUCCUAUGUGCCUGAAAGUGGUUAUGGAAAUCAUGGCUGUGGAGCUACAUAUAUACCAAUGACCACUGGAUAUUGUGCUCCUAAUGGAGUUUCAGGACAUCAUAUGGGACAUGGAUCAGAGUGUCUCUCCAAUAUAUCGUUUCAGUGUAACUCGUCCUCUGGAAAGUCAGUGGGUAUUGUAGACCCUAAUGGAUUAGCUACUUCCUCCCUUGUGUUUUAUCAAUCAAGUGGAAAGGUAAAUAAAACAAAACCCAAUGGAAAACAUCGUGUGGUAGAGGCUGCAGUUCAUAUGGUCUCUAAUGCAUGUACUGGUUCUAAUGGAAUAUCAGGAUCCAAGCGCGGUAGACCUGCCAAGAAGAGAAAAGUUGACUCUGGAAGUAUUUGUGCCAGUGGACAUGAAGAUUUGCCUCCAAAAAGUGCUACAGAAGUAAAAAUGGCCAAUGGGAAUGGAAAUUUGGAUCCUAAUUCUAAACUUCCCUUCCCAUCUGAGACUUCAAUUAAACGCUCUGCAGUUUCCCCUGCAUCUGAUGCUAGACAGUUGUUGAUUGAUAAAGCAAGAUCAGAAAUCCGUGAGAAACUAGAAGAGAUAAGGUUGAAUUCAGAAGCAGAAGUUGCAGAGGCCGAGAAGAGAAGAGCACAUGCUAAAGUUGAUAAAUCCUGUGAGGCAGCUAUAAUAUCAGGUUCAAUUGGUACUGGUCAUCUAGCAGAACUAAAGAGAGUUGUUUCAAUGUCAAUUACAGUACCGGACUCGGAUUUCCAUGAUUUUGACAAAGAUAGAUCAGAAGAAUGUUUUAAACCAAAGCAGAUAUGGGCCCUGUAUGAUGAAGAUGGGUUUACCAAAUCUUGUGGAAAUUUUAGAGCGUUCAACUCUGAAAUUAUCGAGCAAGUCAACAUCUUUUCUCAUGUUCUUAGCAGGGAGAAAGCCGGUAGAGGAGGUUGUGUUAGAAUCUACCCAAGAAGUGGAGACAUUUGGGCAGUAUACCGUAACUGGUCACCAGAUUGGAACAGAAAAACUCCGAAUGACGUAAGGCACCAGUACGAAAUGGUCGAGGUUCUUGAUAACUAUUCUGAAGAUCAUGGUGUGUGGGUAACACCUCUAGUUAAGCUUGAUGGAUUCAAGACUGUGUACCAGAGGAAUAUGAGCAAAGAAGCCAUUCGAUGGAUUCCAAGAAAAGAGAUGUUACGGUUUUCACAUCAGGUGCCGUCUUGUUUACUUAAAGUAGAAGGCACUAGCUUGCCCGAGGGUUGCUGGGAUCUCGACCCUGCUGCAACUCCCGAAGAGCUUCUUCAGGUAGAACCCGAGGUUUGCAACAAUGUAAGCCCUGGUCAGACAGAGAAGCGCGUUGAUGCUCUAGAUGAAAAUCGCAUUGCUGAAUUUGAAAGACAGGCUGUUGAAAAGUUGAGUCAAAUGAAAAGCUUAACUUCGAGUCCAGUGUGGCAUGGCGUUGUAGGCAAUGCAUUCGAAGCAUCCUCAGACUGA
Messenger RNA from Fraxinus pennsylvanica, 2106 nucleotides. The record is from the annotation of a GenBank genome assembly. NCBI's taxonomy places the organism in Eukaryota, Viridiplantae, Streptophyta, Magnoliopsida, Lamiales, Oleaceae.